AUGCAGAACAACGUGAUGCAUAUCCCUCGGGAAGACCUCGAGGAUCUAAGGGAGGCCUUCAACAAAAUAGACAUUGACAACAGCGGCUAUGUCAAUGACUUUGAGCUCCACGACCUUUUCCGAGAGGCAAGUUUGUCGCUGCCGGGGUAUAAGGUGCGAGAAAUCGUGGAAAAGUUCAUGGCUGGUGACACCAAUAAAGAUGAGAAGCUGUCCUUUGAAGAAUUUGUUGUGAUCUACCAGGAGCUGAAGAGUAAGGAGGUCCGAGAGACAUUCCGCAAAGCCAUUGCUAGGAGGGAUGGGAUCCGUUCCUUCGGAGGAAUGUCAGAAAUAUCCAGUGAAGGGACACAACACUCAUACGCAGAUGAGGAGAAAGUGGCCUUUGUGAACUGGAUCAAUAAGGCCUUAGCCAACGAUCCCGACUGCAAACAUUUCAUACCCUUGGACCCCGAGAAUGACAGUCUCUUCAAAUCUGUCAAAGAUGGAAUACUGCUGUGCAAAAUGAUCAAUCUCUCCCAACCAGAUACGAUUGAUGAGAGGGUGAUAAACACAAAGAAACGUACGAAGUUCAACAUGACUGAAAAUUUGGUGUUGGCUCUCAACUCUGCCUCAGCUAUUGGCUGCACCGUGGUCAAUAUUGAUUCUCAGGACAUGAUAGCUGGGACGCCUCACUUGGUUCUGGGUUUGCUGUGGCAGAUUAUUAAAAUCGGUCUGUUCGCUGACAUCGAGAUCUCUCGCAAUGAAGCUCUCAUUUGUCUGCUGGGAGAGAAUGAGGAGUUGGAUGAGCUUAUGGCCAUGUCUCCUGAAGAGCUGCUGCUGCGCUGGGUCAACUAUCAUCUCAAUAAUGCCGGAUGGCAACCAAUCAGCAACUUCGGUGAUGACAUAAAGGAUUCCAGGGCCUACUUCUACUUGCUGAAUGAGAUCUCUCCCAAAGGAGAGACACUGGAUGAGAUGAGGAUCAACAUUGACAUGUCGGGACUGCAUGAGCCUGACGACGAGAGGCGGGCGGAGCUGAUGCUGAGGCAGGCGGCUUGUAUGGACUGCAGACAGUUUGUCACGCCUAAGGAUGUGGUGUCCGGAAACCAAAAGCUCAACAUGGCCUUCGUGGCCAACCUGUUCAACAUGUACCCGGCUCUCCGGGUGCCCGCUGACAGCAACAUCGACCUGACCAUGCUCGAAGGGGAGUCCCGAGAGCAGAGAACAUUCCGGAACUGGAUGAAUUCACUGGGAGUGUCUCCAUUUGUCAACCAUUUGUUCAGUGACCUGGUGGAUGGCCUGAUCAUUCUCCAGUUGUAUGAGAGGAUCAACAUUCCUGUAAAUUGGAAGAAAGUGAACAGGCCUCCGUACCCACCUCUGGGUGUCAACAUGAAAAAACUUGAAAACUGUAAUUAUGCCGUACAGCUGGGCAAAGAUGUAGCAAAGUUCUCUCUGGUGGGAGUUGGAGGGGAGAAUCUCAAUCAAGGAAAUGAACUCCACACCUUGGCGUUGGUAUGGCAACUCAUGAGGAGGUACACAGUGAGAGUGCUCUCAGACCUUGGCGAUGGAGAGAGAGUUAACGACCAGGUCAUAAUUAACUGGGUGAACAGUACUUUAAAAGAAGGACACAAAAACACAUUCAUCACCAGUUUCAAGGAUAACGUGAUCAGUACGAGCCUUCCAGUGAUCGAUCUGAUCGACACCAUCGUGCCCAAUGCCAUCAGGAGUGAGAUGGUGAGAAGAGGAGACCUGAGCGAUGAGGAUAAGCUGAACAAUGCAAAAUAUGCCAUUUCAGUGGCACGUAAAAUUGGAGCCAAGGUCUACGCCCUUCCGGAUGACCUUGUGGAAGUCAACCCCAAGAUGGUGAUGACGGUGUUUGCAUGUCUGAUGGGCAGAGGUCUAAGGAAAGCACAGGGCUGA
Messenger RNA from Chanos chanos (milkfish), 1893 nucleotides. RefSeq names its product plastin 1 (I isoform) (gene pls1). Gene Ontology annotation, biological process: actin filament bundle assembly; actin filament network formation. The record is from RefSeq and is a predicted model, not a curated record. The coding region runs from base 1 to 1893 and encodes 630 amino acids. Gene Ontology annotation, cellular component: actin filament; cytoplasm; actin filament bundle. Gene Ontology annotation, molecular function: actin filament binding; calcium ion binding. The transcript is spliced from 15 exons. Lineage: Eukaryota; Metazoa; Chordata; Actinopteri; Gonorynchiformes; Chanidae.